GUGUCAGAUCAGUAUUUUUUAUCUAUAUACUUCUAUUCUCCAAGCGAAAUUAUUCCAUUACAUCCGGAUUUGGAAGAUAACUACGUGAAAUUUACAUAUGACAUUAUCAGCAACACUUAUUCACACAAACGACAAAAUGGAUCAUCACUUGAACCGUAUUUCGUUGGUAAUGUAAAACGAGUAGAAAAUAGGACAUUGGGUGUCGUUUAUUUUGAAAAAAUCGAUAAAACAAUUAUUGGAACAAUUCUCUGGGAGUUCGGAUUAAAGGUUGUUGGGAAAUCAAUUGAAAAAAUAGUAAUUAAAAUGAAUGGAAUGCAAGAAAUUGAUGAUUAUGGAGAAAGUGCCGCAGCUUGUCAACCUUCUUUGAAUAAAUGCACUGAGAUCCAAAUAAAUGACAGUUUGACUAUUGAAAAGCCCAGUGAUCAAAUUGCUAUAUCUAUAAGUAUGAACGAGGAUAUAAAAGUUUUAAAAGCAGAACUAAAGGAAGGUAACAAAGUGGAAAGUUUCUCAGUUGAAGUCUACUGGGGUGAGUUAAUUUUUAUUUUGAGCUUUAAACUGACGGCGGUCAAAGUUUUUCAAGCUUUGAUGCGUGAAAAGUAUAAACUCUCAAAAAUGUAGUUAUGGCAAUAGUAAUAGUAAAAAAGAUCUUUAAUUUUAACCGAAUUAGAGAAGUUUUUGUAUCCAAUUUAUUUUCCACUUUUGGCAGAAUCGAACUCAAGCGUCAGUGACCGAAGAGGGGGGAGGGGAUCGAAAUGA
Caenorhabditis elegans is the source of this 756-nucleotide messenger RNA. Lineage: Eukaryota; Metazoa; Nematoda; Chromadorea; Rhabditida; Rhabditidae. The record is from the annotation of a RefSeq genome assembly.